GUUUCAUUUCACACAAGUCCAUCGCGUGCCACGUCCACACGAACCCCUGAGACACCCCAGCCAGCCAGAUACCCAGCGACUCAGCGACAACAGCCCCCUUUGUUGCCUGCGUGUCAAGCAACCAACCAGAAGAAGCCGAAGAUGGUGCUGGAGACCCACCACCAUCAUCACCAGCAGGAUGUUGAUGUGGAGGAGUGGCUUGGCAGCGCCGCCAUUGCACGUGUUGCCGCUCUGCCCUACAUCUCCCGCGCCGUUGCCGCCGCUGCGCCGUACGUCCCAUCCAAGAAGGACUCGCAGCUUGUUGGCCGCUUCGAGCGCAUCUGCUCUUCCCAUGCCAAGCCUUUCCUCGAGCGUCACGCUGACAAGCUGAAGCAGCUUGACGAGUAUGCGUGCCAGAAGCUCGACGCCAUGGAGACGGCUGCCACCUCUCUUCGCCAGCGCUUCACCACUGUUCGCGACGAAGUCAACUCCAAGGCUGUCUCCGUUGAGCGCGUGCUGCUUGCUCCGACGCAGAUGAUCCUGGACCGUGCCGAUGCCUUCCUCGAGGCCAUGCAGACUGACGUCGACUUUGACAACGAACAAGACAACGACAACGACGAGGAUGAUGCCGAGACCCCUGCCACCACUGCUGCCACUGGCACUACGACUACCACGUCCACACUGCCGACGAAGCCUUCGACCCGUCUGGGCUCUGAGACGCGUGAGAUUGCCCACCGCACACGCGACCUCUCCCACCGUGUUCAGCUCCUCGCCUAUGCCCGUGCACUUCGCCAACUCCGCAACGCCCAGCGACGCGGCGUCGCCCUCAUCCACACCGUCGAACCAUACUCCAAGCCAAUCGUGGAGUAUUCAGAGAAGCAGUUUGACAAGUGGAUCACCCUGUUCGCCCACCACCACGAUGAUGAUGAUGACGACGACAAUGCUGAAUUCCAGGAUGUGGAAACAGUUUCCCUGACGCAAGCGAUCCGGCGCCCUGUUGAGCGGACGGUGCGUGCUGCGCGUCGUGCGUCCAUUGCCAACAUCCACCGCCUUCGCGACGCCAUCGCCGCACUCGACGCAUCUGCAAAGUCCACAGCCGCCUCUGCCCGCCAGUACCCAGCCGUCCUGACAUCAAAGGCUGGUGACCUCGUGUGCUCCGCCAAGCAGACGCGUGUGUAUUCGCAGCUGAUGACGCAACUCGACGCCAUCAAGCGCAACCGUCGCGUCGUCACCCUCAGCGAGAAGCUUGUGUCGUACCUUGAGCUGCUUGGCAUCACCAUCCCGCAGCGCGUCCUGCGUCUGAUGCCCGGGAGCCACAGCCGUCGCCGUGAGGAGCAGGUGCAAGUCAACCUCACAUACGCACAGGUGGCCCGCGCUGGGGAUGGCGAUGAUGAUGACGACGACAGUGGCGACGACGAUCAUCAUCAUCAUCAUCAUCAUCAUCAUCAUCAGCAUCAUCAGCAUCAUCAGCAUCAUCAUCAUCAUCAUCAUCAUGGUGACACGGAUGACUCUGACACCAGCGGUGAUGAUGACGGUGACGAAAAGGACGAGGAUGAUGGUGGUAAGGACGAGCCGAAUGAGGAGGAUGACAACUGAACCUGCUGGCUGGUGACGACACAUGAUUGUCGUCAAACUCCAGCAGCAAUUCUCUGUCUUCCUGUCAAGUCUUUGACUGGGCCUUCCCCCUCCACGUCCCACCUCCACACCUCACCUCUUUCACUGUCGCACAUGCGUGCACAUCCCACAUACACCCCACCGUCCUGUGGUGUUUGUUGGAGACACAUGUAUGUCAUUGUUGCUUUUUCCCCUCUUUCUUUCUUUCCCUUGUUCCCUUUUCAAGUUUCUCUUCCCUGCUUGUGCUGGUGACCAAAGGAUGCUUUUGUGAUGGCGUGAUUUGUGUCUCACCUGCUCUUGAUACGCACCUUCACACGUCAUGCCUCGCUACCACACCUACGUCACGUUGAGCCAUCAAACCCCUCUCUGACAUGCACCUCCUCUUCUCCCCUCUUUUCCUGCCUGUUGGUUUGUUUGCUUUCUUUUUCCCUCCUUCCCUUUCUUUCCUUCCUCCGCUGUGUUGCGUCCCUUCUUCCCUCGUUCAUCCACACCAAUACACACGCGACCACGAACAGUGUCAGCAGCUUGGUGUAGUAGUAAAGUGGACGUGUGAGCACA
Salpingoeca rosetta is the source of this 2151-nucleotide messenger RNA. RefSeq lists its product as uncharacterized. The transcript is spliced from 7 exons. NCBI's taxonomy places the organism in Eukaryota, Choanoflagellata, Craspedida, Salpingoecidae. Bases 142 to 1575 code for a protein of 477 amino acids. The record is from RefSeq and is a predicted model, not a curated record.